Molecule: messenger RNA, 1262 nt
Organism: Periophthalmus magnuspinnatus
Lineage: Eukaryota; Metazoa; Chordata; Actinopteri; Gobiiformes; Gobiidae
Gene: neil1
Product: nei-like DNA glycosylase 1
Exons: 10
Coding region: 56-1231 (391 amino acids)
Biological process (GO): base-excision repair
Cellular component (GO): nucleus
Molecular function (GO): zinc ion binding; DNA-(apurinic or apyrimidinic site) endonuclease activity; nucleic acid binding
Source: RefSeq, a predicted model, not a curated record
UUGUAACAGACGUGGGUCGGAGUUUCUAAAUCGUUUUCAUUGCUGUCUUGACAACAUGCCAGAGGGACCAGAGCUCCACCUGGCUAGCCUUUACGUAAACAGAGCGUGUGGGGGCGUAGUGUUCACUGGAGCCGUGCGGAAAUCUGAAGUCAGUAAGAACCCGGAUGUGCCCUUCUGCUGCGAGGCCUACAGCAUCACUGCCACCUCCAGAGGGAAGGAAGUGAAACUGACCCUGGCGCCCAUGGGUGCUGAGGGGAGAGAGCUGACCGCAGACGCACCCAAACCCAUGGACAUAGUGUUCCACUUUGGCAUGUCUGGGUUAUUCAAGAUGACCACAGAGGAUGACCUGCCCAAACACGCACACUUAAGCUUUUACACCAAAGAGAAGCCACGCAGAGUGCUGAGUUUUGUGGACACGCGGCGGUUUGGGAGCUGGCACCCGAACGGAACCUGGCAACCUGACAGGGGCCCAUGUACUAUGUUUGAGUACAAAAGCUUUAGGGAGUGUGUUCUCUCACGGCUGUCAGACCCGGCCUUUGACAAACCUGUCUGUGAAGUGCUGCUCAAUCAGAAAUAUUUCAACGGCAUCGGCAACUAUCUGAGAGCCGAGAUACUGUACAGGUUGAACAUCGCCCCGUUUGAGUGUGCCAGGACAGUACUCACAGGGCUGGAUAUAGAUGUAUGUGAGCCCUGGCAGCUGCUGGCCGACACGAAGCAGCAUGUCAAACAAGAGAUGCCAGAUCUGCUCCGGCUCUGUCACACAGUCCCUCUGGAAGUGGUGAAUCUCAGUGGAAAGGGCUACGAUCCAGAAAAGGCCAACUACUCAGAGUUUGAGGCGUGGCUGAAGUGUUACUAUGUGGAUGGCAUGAAGUCUCUUCGGGACAGCAAUGGAAGAACGAUAUGGUUUAGUGGAGAUCCAGGUCCUAUGGCGCCUAAAGGUGCUAAAUCACCAAAGGCGAGAAAAAGAGUAAAGAAAGAAGAUGACCAUGUGUCGACUGUGAAGAAGCCUGCACGAUGUCGUUCUGGAAACACAACUGAGAAAAAGGCGAUCAAAAUGGAAACGGAGGCCAAACAAACAGUAAAGAAAGAGAACGGAUCAGGAUCUGGGAGGAGGGCAGGAAAGGCCCGGGAAACCAGUGAACUUCCAAACAGAGAGAGCAAGUCUAGGUCCAACAAGAGCAAGACCCACCAACCCCAGCGGCAGAUUCACAGAGGGAGAACGCACAAAUGACAAGACAUAACAGCAGAUGAUUACAAGGGGA